UAAGUUUCAGUAGUCAUCGCAGAAAGUCCAAUAUGGUGUUCAUCGUUCAGCGGUUUAUCGAAUGACCGUGUUUUAAGAUAAAAUCUUUAUUCGGCGACCGCGUGGUGAACAAUAAUUAUGAAAAUUCGGUUAAAAACAUCACGCCACACGUAGAAAUUCUCAUGUCGUUGCGUCUCGCGCACGAUCGACAGUCGUGAAGAGAUCAGUGCCUCAAAGACGGAAUAACCGUAAUCUAUCUUUGGUGUGGAAUUUUAAGAAAUAAAAAGAUAUUGUAAAUUCAAAAAUGGAAACUAAGAAGAUGGAAGACAGCGCGGAAGUAAACGAUUCAGAAUCAGCGGCGAUUAAAAUCAAAGAGAAGAAGCAAAACUCGAUAGCGGAUAUCGCGACAUUAGAUAUAAAGUCACGUCUCAGUUUGGAGACGAUAGAGGCUCGUACAGAGCCUUACGUCAACGGGGUAGCUCAAGUGAACGGUAUCUGCGACUCUCCUCAAAGAAUUGCUAAUGUCUCUGAUCUAUCCCCACAAUCUCAGACAAUGGAAACUAGUCAUUUAAACCAACAUGAACAAGCAGAAACAUUAUCUGUGGAAAGUAAAGACAACGAUAUCCAAUAUGUUAGCUAUAUGAGCGAAUUACAAAUGCCUGAUAUUAUGAAGUUAAUACAGAAGGACCUAAGCGAACCUUACUCUAUUUACACAUAUAGAUAUUUUAUCCAUAACUGGCCGAAAUUGUGCUUCCUGGCAAUGCAUGGUGACGAGUGUGUCGGUGCCAUUGUCUGCAAACUGGAUAUCCACAGGAAGGUGAUAAAACGUGGUUAUAUUGCGAUGCUAGCCGUUGAUGUAAAAUAUCGUAAACGGAAGAUUGGAUCAAAUUUGGUAAGACGAGCUAUUCAAGCGAUGGUGGAGGAUGAUGCAGACGAGGUAGUUUUGGAAACAGAGAUCACUAACAGACCGGCGCUACGUUUGUACGAGAACCUUGGAUUUGUGCGCGAUAAACGAUUAUUUCGAUAUUACUUAAAUGGUGUAGAUGCAUUGCGAUUGAAAUUAUGGCUCAGAUGAAAUUCAUCUGUAUGCUUAUGUCAAUAGGUAUUUAAAUAAUUACAAUAUUGAAGAGAUAUAACAUCUAUGCUCUAUUGUGUGUUUUGUGCGUGCGUGCGUGCGUGCGUGCGU
This is a messenger RNA of Linepithema humile (Argentine ant), 1165 nucleotides long. Its product is annotated as N-alpha-acetyltransferase 30-like. Gene Ontology annotation, molecular function: protein-N-terminal amino-acid acetyltransferase activity. Gene Ontology annotation, biological process: N-terminal peptidyl-methionine acetylation. The record is from RefSeq and is a predicted model, not a curated record. Lineage: Eukaryota; Metazoa; Arthropoda; Insecta; Hymenoptera; Formicidae. Gene Ontology annotation, cellular component: NatC complex.